Messenger RNA from Diorhabda sublineata, 1805 nucleotides. Its product is annotated as ionotropic receptor 75a-like. The record is from RefSeq and is a predicted model, not a curated record. Gene Ontology annotation, cellular component: membrane. Gene Ontology annotation, molecular function: ligand-gated monoatomic ion channel activity. The transcript is spliced from 10 exons. The coding region runs from base 1 to 1764 and encodes 587 amino acids. NCBI's taxonomy places the organism in Eukaryota, Metazoa, Arthropoda, Insecta, Coleoptera, Chrysomelidae.
AUGAUAACUGAGUAUACGUGUAAUUAUAAAAAAUCAUUAAGUUUAUUCAAACAAUUAAGUGAACUAAAUCUGUACGUUCGUAUAUUGAAAGUAAAUCCUGUAUUUUUGUCUCACGUGAAUCCUACGAAUAAAAAUCUUUUUAUAUUAAAUUUAGAAUGUGAAAAUUCCACUGAAUUUUUACGAAAAUCUAAUCAACUUAAUUAUUUCGCCUCCCCUUAUAAAUGGUUAAUAUUCCAUUCUAAACCUUUGAAUGAGACUAUAGAAAAAAAUUUCAAAAAUUUGGAUAUUCUAAUCGAUAGUGACGUCACGUUGUGCCAAAAUCUACACAACGACACUGUUGCAGUCACAAAAAUAUUCAAAUAUCGAUCAAAUUAUCCAAUAGAAAUCGAAAACGCCGGCUACUGGACUAAAAAUGGCGGUUAUAACGAUCUCGAUAUGGAAAAAAUAGCUGUAAGAAGAAGAAGGAAUAUGAAAGGAGCUACACUAAAUACGUGCGUAGUAGUCACAAAUAAUGACACUUUAAAUCAUUUAACUGAUAAAAGGGACAAACAUAUUGACAGUAUAACCAAAGUCGAUUUCGUCUUAGUAAAUCACCUUGGGGAUAUUGUAAACGCUACCCUUAACUUCAGUUUUGUAUCAUCGUGGGGGUAUAAAAUGAACGAUUCCCAUUGGAAUGGAAUGCUGGGGUGUUUAGAAAGAAAAGAGGCUGAUAUAGGAGGAACUGCUUUAUUUUUUGUGGCAGAUCGUUUGGAUGUUAUUGAAUACAUUGCAAUGGUAACACCGACGAAAUCAAAAUUUGUUUUCAGAGCCCCUAAAUUGUCCUACGUUACCAACGUGUUCACUUUACCCUUCGAUAGACAAGUUUGGAUAUCAACAUUUUUCCUCGUAAUCCUAAUUGGAUUAUUAAUUAAUUAUAUAUUGAAAUGGGAAAUUUAUAAAAAAAAAUCAGAAAACGAAACUUCGUACGCGUUGCAGAAAGUCGAUCAAGUAGAAGUUGCUCUGAUAUCGUUCGGAGCGGUUUGUCAACAGAGUUCUACGGUCAUACCGACUAGUAUACCGGGUAGAAUCACAACUAUAUUGUUGUUUAUUUCACUGAUGUUUCUUUAUACGUCAUAUUCGGCGAAUAUAGUGGCUCUAUUGCAAUCGUCUUCAUCUGGUAUACGUACUUUGGAAGAUCUGUUGAAAUCUAGGUUGCAAAUUGGAGUAUUUGAUACAGUCUAUAACAGACACUAUUUCCCGAAAGCUAAGGGGGCCGUACGCAGAGCCAUCUACGAACAGAAAGUCGCGCCUCGAGGUCAAAAAGAUCAUUUUAUGCCGUUGGAGGAAGGGGUGAGGAAAAUUCGAGAAGGGUUGUUCGCUUUUCACAUGGAAACCGGCGUUGGAUAUAAAGUAAUAGGGGAAAUUUACCAGGAAUAUGAAAAAUGCGAUUUGCAAGAAAUUCAGUAUUACGAUUUUACCGAUCCGCACAUAGCGAUACAAAAAAAUUCACCUUACAGAAAACUCUUCAAAAUCGGUUUUAGAAAAAUCUGGGAAAGUGGAUUGCAACCAAGAGAAGUAAAUUUAAUCUAUACUAAAAAACCGACUUGUACAUCGCGAAAUUCGAGUUUCAUCAACGUCGGUUUGGUAGAUUGUUAUGCGGCUAUCAUGGUAUUAGUAGUCGGUGUAAUAAUCUCACUAUUAAUAUGGUUGUUAGAAUUAAUUUUCCAUAAAAGGAGUCUAGUGAAACAACGGGCGUACGAUAUUAAAAAUUAUCCCAAAUAUUAACGAAAAUGUACCAAAAUAUACGUAGAAUAAAAAUUAGCAGC